Messenger RNA from Sitophilus oryzae (rice weevil), 738 nucleotides. RefSeq names its product putative nuclease HARBI1. Lineage: Eukaryota; Metazoa; Arthropoda; Insecta; Coleoptera; Curculionidae. Bases 1 to 738 code for a protein of 245 amino acids. The record is from RefSeq and is a predicted model, not a curated record. The transcript has a single exon.
AUGGCAGAAUUCGUGAAUUUACGUGCACAGAAGCAAUACAAAGUGCAAAGGGAAGUUAAUUGGCGAGAUUUUAAAUCUCUUUACAAAUUUCAAGAAGAAAAUGUAAAUUGGAUGGCAACGUACUUUUUGGGAGAAAAUCUUGAAAGAAGAGGAGGCGCUCUUUCUUCAAAUCAUAAAAUGAAGGUUUUCUUGAUUGAAUUGGGAAUCACUCAGUCGACUGUUUCAAAAAUAAUUUUAUUUGUAAUGAACAAAAUAGUUGAAAAGUCCCAUUUAUGGAUCAAAUUUCGGUCAACCCAACCCAAUAUAAACGAAGCACAGCAAGCGUGGCAAGAAAAAUUGCAGUUUCCAAGUGCUAUUGGAGUGAUUGAUUGCACGCACUUUCAAAUUUUGAAACCGAAUCAACACGGUGAUGAAUACAUUAACAGAAAGAGAUUGGCGACUUUAAAUGUGCAGGCAACAUGUAAAUCAGUGGAGAUGUUUACUAGUACUGAUGUUAGUUGGCCGGGUUCUGUACACGACGCAAGAAUUUGGAGGAACUGCGAUAUACGUCUAACUAUGCAACAUAUUCCUGGUGCAGUACUACUGGGUGAUGAUGGUUAUGGCUUAGAACGGUGGCUAAUAACUCCGUUUAGAAACCCUAAUAACGCAUUGGAAAGAGCUUACAACAGACUGCUUAAGAAAGAAAGGGUUAUAAUUGAAAGGUGUCUUGGCCAACUUAAGCGCAGGUUUAAGUUUUGA